GUUCAUAAUUAAGUUAAAGUGUAAUUUUACGAUGUUAUACAAAUUAUUGUUAAUAUUUUGUUUGACUGCGGUCGGGCAAGCAAUUGGUUAUAGACAAGCUGCAAGAUUAUGUGUUCUUCGUUCUAUUGAAUUUAGUAAGUGCAAUGAUAUGCGACAAGCACUUAUCGAUAACCACCUCUAUAAUCGUUUAGAAUGUACAUUAGGCACCAUUGAUGAAUGUAUUCGAAAAAUUAAUUAUAAUGAAGCUGAUGUAAUGGUAUUAGAUACAAAAAUGCAACAUUUAGCAUUUGAUAAAGGUCUCCGUUCAAUUCUUUGGGAAUUAUAUAGUAAUGAUGAUGUUAUUGUUGCAUUAGGAAAUGAAAAUUUAACUUUAGCUGAUCUUAAAAAAUAUCCAUUAAAUUUCGAUGAACGUGAUUUACGAUUAGCACAUUCAGCACUUUUCUUUAAUAAAAUUCGUUUUGGAAAAAAUACAUGUGAAAUUCAACGUAGUCUUGAUCAAAGAAAUUCAAUAAUUUUUAUUAGACAAAAGGAUUUAAAAUAUGGUAAUGUGAUUGGUAAAAAAUUAAUUUGUAGAGAUUUAACGUUGCGUGAUGUUAGUGAUUAUUAUGUAUGUAAUUUUGAAACGGGACCAAUUAAUGCAAUUCUUAGUCGUGUUGGAGAUUUUGCAAGACGUGGUGAAUUAAUAAGUAUUUUUAAUGAAUUACUUCGUUAUUUUGGACCAAAUGGAUGUUUAAGAAAUUAUGUUCAGUUAGCUGGUUUGUAUCAAGGAGAACACGAUGUUAUUUUCAAUGAAGACAUACAACUCUUUAGUGCUAUAAGAACUGAAAUUAAUGGUGUUACUGAUUCUGAUAUGAAUGCAAUGCUUUGUGAUGGCAACAUUAUUGAAAAUUAAUAUGAAAAGAUGACUGGAAGAGGAACCGAAGGUGGACGUGAAUCAAUUAGUGAUUCAAUUUUUCUAAUUAUAAAAAAGAACUCACACUUAUUGAUUUCUAUUAUUCUAAAAGAUACGCAAAUACAUAUUUGU
Molecule: messenger RNA, 1024 nt
Organism: Condylostylus longicornis
Lineage: Eukaryota; Metazoa; Arthropoda; Insecta; Diptera; Dolichopodidae
Exons: 4
Coding region: 32-892 (286 amino acids)
Source: RefSeq, a predicted model, not a curated record